Molecule: messenger RNA, 665 nt
Organism: Artibeus jamaicensis (Jamaican fruit-eating bat)
Lineage: Eukaryota; Metazoa; Chordata; Mammalia; Chiroptera; Phyllostomidae
Product: probable hydrolase PNKD
Exons: 3
Coding region: 22-450 (142 amino acids)
Source: RefSeq, a predicted model, not a curated record
GAAGGGGGGUGGGAACUGAACAUGGCGGCGGUGGUAGCUGCUACGGCGCUGAAGGGCCGGGGGGCGAGAAAUGCCCGCGUCCUCCGGGGGAUUCUCUCAGGAGCCACAGCUAACAAAGCUUCCCAGAACAGGACCCGGGCACUGCAAAGCCAUGGCUCCCCAGAGUGCAAGGAAGAGCCUGAGCCCCUGUCUCCUGAGCUGGAAUACAUUCCCAGAAAGAGGGGCAAGAAUCCCAUGAAAGCUGUGGGACUAGCCUGGGCCAUCGGCUUCCCCUGUGGUAUCCUCCUCUUCAUCCUCACCAAGCGGGAAGUGGACAAGAACCGUUUGAAGCAGAUGAAGGCUCGGCAGAACAUGCGGGCAUCCAACACGGGCGAGUAUGAGAGGCAGAGGUUCAGGGCCUCCUCCCAAUACGCCCCAUCUCCAGAAGCUGGGUCUGGGGCACAAACCUGAGGAACACUGCAGCCCUCCCCUAGACUGUAUUGACUGUGGCCUCCAAACUGCAAAGUCCUUUGGGUUUGGCUGCAAAUCUGGUCUUUGCCUCUAAGGUCCACCAGAGGGCACACAAAGCCCAGGCUGCUGCCAGCACCCAUCCUUCCUCCCUACCCUCACCUCCCCGAAACCAGCCAAAGGCUAAUAAAGUUAUUGAGUGUUGAAGUGGAAAGGAA